This is a messenger RNA of Dunckerocampus dactyliophorus (ringed pipefish), 7889 nucleotides long. RefSeq names its product wingless-type MMTV integration site family, member 4 (gene wnt4). The record is from RefSeq and is a predicted model, not a curated record. The transcript has 6 exons. Gene Ontology annotation, biological process: multicellular organism development; canonical Wnt signaling pathway; neuron differentiation. NCBI's taxonomy places the organism in Eukaryota, Metazoa, Chordata, Actinopteri, Syngnathiformes, Syngnathidae. Bases 424 to 1482 code for a protein of 352 amino acids. Gene Ontology annotation, molecular function: frizzled binding; cytokine activity. Gene Ontology annotation, cellular component: extracellular region.
UAAAGACAGCAUACACACUCUCCUCUCUGCCAGACGCAGCGACAAACGGCGGUGUGUGCGUGAGUGAGCGCGCGCGUGUGUGAGUGUGUGUGUUGAGGUUCUGUGCGUAAUUACGCUCAGCGCAUGCAUGCUCUCUGGAUAUCUGAAACACCUCGGGGCUCACCACUUUUCUCUGCAAAGCGGACGCUAAGAGGAAGCGUAAAGUUUUGACUUUGUCGUUUCAAGCAUCAUCGACUCUCUCGGUGGAGCACCAAGGCGGGAGAGAGGACUGGGGAACCUGCGCGCCCGCACGGCGGCCGAACCGCUGGAUGCGAUGGAUUAGCAGCCCCAUCCAUACACCCUGCCCGCUGCUUCAUUUUGUUUUAGUUCCCAGUCCUGACACCGCCUCUCCAUCACGGGAUUAUUUGUCGUUUGGAAGCCGAGAUGACAGAGGAGUGUGUGUUGCGGUGUGUGCUGAUGCUGUGCUGCGCGCUCCUCUCCGCCAACGCCAGCAACUGGCUGUACCUGGCCAAGCUGUCAUCAGUAGGAAGCAUCCGGGACGAAGAAACGUGUGAGAGGUUACGAGGCCUCAUCCAAAGACAGGUUCAGAUCUGUAAGCGCAGUGUGGAGGUGAUGGAUGCGGUGCGCCGCGGCGCUCAGCUGGCGAUCGACGAGUGCCAGUUCCAGUUCCGCAACCGUCGGUGGAAUUGUUCCACUCUGGAGAGCAUGCCUGUGUUCGGCAAAGUGGUCACCCAGGGCACCCGCGAGGCUGCCUUCGUGUAUGCCAUCUCAGCAGCCAGUGUGGCAUUUGCGGUCACGCGGGCCUGCAGCAGUGGAGAGCUGGAAAAAUGCGGCUGCGACCACAACGUGCAUGGAGUCAGCCCAGAGGGAUUCCAGUGGUCUGGCUGCAGCGACAACAUUGCUUACGGAGUGGCUUUUUCUCAGUCCUUCGUGGAUGUGAGGGAGAGGAGUAAAGGCCAGUCCUCCAGUCGGGCCCUCAUGAACCUACACAACAAUGAGGCUGGAAGGAAGGCCAUCCUGGCUCACAUGCGCGUGGAGUGUAAAUGUCACGGCGUGUCGGGCUCCUGUGAGGUGAAGACCUGCUGGAAAGCGAUGCCGCCCUUCCGCAAGGUGGGCAAUGUCAUCAAGGAGAAGUUUGACGGCGCCACUGAGGUGGAGCAGCGCAAAAUGGGCUCCGCCAAAGUCCUGGUGCCUCGCAACUCCCAGUUCAAACCUCACACUGAUGAGGACCUGGUCUACUUGGAGCCCAGUCCGGACUUCUGCGACCAUGACCCACGCACGCCGGGUAUGCUGGGCACAGUGGGGCGCCAGUGUAACAGAACGUCAAAGGCAAUCGACGGCUGCGAGCUGAUGUGCUGCGGCCGCGGCUUCCAGACGCAGGAGGUUGAGGUGGUGGACAGGUGCAGCUGCAAGUUCCACUGGUGCUGUUACGUCAAAUGCAAACAGUGCCGCAAAAUGGUGGAGAUGCACACGUGCCGGUGAUGAACCGAGCGGGAGCAGAGGGCACUGCAGACGAACACAAUGCCCCACGGUCCCCAUGGAAACCGGAGAAAGCACUGAGGACGCCACCUCUGCUGGACACCACCAACGGACCGAGUAGCUGAGAGGUCCACGGACCCCAAAUUCCUCAUAAUGCUGUUUGUGUCUUCUCAAUUAGAAUGCAUCGUUCACAGCCCUUCUCCACUCCUUUUUGUAAUGUUUAACUUAUUUGCUGAGACUGAGGAGCUUAUCUGGGAUUGACUAAGGAGGGGGUCGACACGUAGAGAUAAGGAGGGAUAAACAGCACCCAUGGAUGGGUGGGGUUCUGAGAUUUGGGUCUCGAGGAGGGCUGAUGGCCCUCCGUCCUUGCUGCUGCUGCCGCUUCGGAGAUUCAAUCAGAGUGCUGCACUUCAAGGGAGCGUCCAUAAAGGACGAACCGCAAAGACUGACGCAGUCACACGCGGACCUUCUGCGUGUCAAAGCGCACUGAGCUGCACUGAGCUCCGCUUACGUGCAGACGAGGGUGAAAUGAUUCCACUAUCAGCUCCUUCCUGCUUUGACGUCAACUCGCAGCGUGAGCCACAAAACACACUCACACUCCAAACACACGACUCCAAAAGGUCAGCGCUCAUCAGCAUACGCCAGCUUUUCACAGAGCAGAACAGUUGGGUUCCAUUUUUCCAUUGUCAAAAUUUGUGAGGGGCACCAAAAAUAACUAAAUUGUCCAUCGAUGACAAGCUUCCAUUUACGUACCAAACACACUUCAUCAACAUUGGAACGGAACAGAGAAGCUUUGGGCCGAAAUCCCUCGGACUAGCGUCGGGUCACAUGUUGGGUCAUGAAUGAACACAUGAUCCUCCUUUGACGGUGAUUCCAGUCGAUGCAUUUCACAAAUAAACACUGUUUGUGCAAAAUAAAACACAUCCAGCAACACCCUGCUUAUCGCACUCAAUUGGUCCCAGACCCAACCGUGAUAAGUGAAAUUCCGUGAAGUAGGGUAUUUUUGUAGUUGCUGUGUAGAAAACAUGUUUAUGACCUUCUAAAUACGUUUUUUAACAUUAUUAGAGCCCUCUAGACAGGAAGUAACAGCCCCACUCGUAUGACCUAAUAUAGUAGCGACAAUAAAGAACACAGGACUCCCACGUUCACAUUGGGAGAGUUCCUUGCUGUUCCUGUUCCUGUUCCUGUUCCUGUUUCCGUGCGGUGCUUCAUGCGGUGGCUGGUGUCUCGUCCGUGGAACACGGCUGACAUCCAGUGGCCAGCGCACAAUACAGAAUACGUCUUUGAAUGCGUCUUCCAAAUGCCUUCUAUUUGUAUUUUUGUUCAUUUUGCCAUUUUUCUGUUUGGAAUUUAGGCCCAAAAAUGUGCAAUUUGUAAAAUAAGCAUUUUUGUUGACUAAUAAUAGGCUGCAUUCAACCACAAAAACGGUGAUUUAUGAAUAUAUUUUUGAAAGAACGUGAUAGAUUGAGGAAGUGAAGUUUGAAGUUUGAAAAACCAACAUUGAUAUGAAACAAUAUCUCAUUUCAUGGCCGUAUCGGCAUGCCUAGCUGUUACCCUUUGCUAACUGGGUUAUGUUAGCGUUAGUAGCCGGAGAUCGGGACAUUUGGGCUUCCCUUCUGAGACUGUUGGCCCCCCCAACACGGUCCCGGAUGAGCAGAAGAAAAUGGAUGGAUGGAUGGACGUUUACUGUUCCCUGUUGACUUUAGGGCUGCAUUGAAAAAAUCGCUUGACACUAACAUGCCAUUUAAUUUCUAAACGAUGCCAAUUUUUGUCACUUGUUACUUGAAAUGUUACUUAAAGGAAGACUGCACUUUUUUUUUUACUUUGCCAACCAUCCACAAUCCUGUGGACAUGAACACAUACAGUCACGUGGAAAAAGAGUUCACCCCUUCCUGAUUUAUUUUCUUGGCAUGUUUGUCACACGUAAAUGUUUCACAUCAUCAAACAAAUGUAAAUAUUAGCCAAUGACAACACAACUGAACACAAAAUGCAGUUUUUAAAUGAAACUUUUUAUUAUUAAGGGAGACCAAACCUACAUGGCUCUGUGUGAAAAAGUGAUUGUUAGAACAUAACUGAGAUUAACUGAGAUCCAUCAGUGUGGAAAAGGUUAUAAAACCAUUUCUAAAGCUUUGGGACUCCAGCAAACCACAGUGAGAGCCAUUGUCCAAAAAUGGCGAAAACAUGACAGCCACGACUCAUUCAAGAGGUCACAAAAGACCCCACAACAACAUCCAAAGAACUGCAGGCUUUAUUUGCCUCAGUUAAGGUCAGUGUUCAUGACUCCACCAUAAGAAAGACACUGGGCAAAAACGGUCUGCAUGGCAGAGUUCCAAGACCAAAACCACUGCUGAACAAAAACAACAUUAAGGCUCGUCUCAAUUUUGCAAGAAAACAUCUUGAUGAUCCCCAAGACCUUUGGGAAAAUACUCAUCAUAGCAAGAGUAAAAAAUGGUGGUGGUAGUGUGAUGGUCUGGGGUUGUUUUGCUGCUUCAGGACCUGGAAGACUUGCUGUGAUAAAUGGAUCCAUGAAUUCUGCUGCCUACCAAAAAAUCCUGAAGGAGAAUGUCCGGCCAUCUGUUGGUGACCUCAAGCUGAAAGCAACUUGGGUUCUGCAGCAGGACAAUGAUCCAAAACACACCAGCAAGUCCACCUCUGAAUGGCUGAAGACUUUGGAGUGGCCUAGUCCAAGUCCUGACCUGAAUCCUAUUGAGAUGCUGUGGCAUGACCUUAAAAAGGCGCUUCAUGCUGGAAAAGCCUCCAAUGUGGCUGAAUGACAACAAUUCUGCAAAACUCCUCCCCAGCGCUGUAAGAGACUCAUUGCAAGUUAUCACAAACGCUUGAUUGCAGUUGUUGCUGCUAAGGGGGGCCCAACCAGUUAUCAGCUUUAGGGGGCAAUCACUUUUUCCACACAGGACCAUGUAGCUUUGGAUUAUUUUUUGGCCUUAAUAAUAAAAAGUUUCAUUUAAAAACUGCAUUUUGUGUUGAGUUGUGUUUCAUUGACUAAUAUUUACAUUUGUUUGAUGAUGUGAAACAUUUAAGUGUGACAAACAUGCAAAAAAACAAGGAAGGGGGCAAACACUUUCUUGCACCACUGGAUGUCUUUCUCUUUUUUGUGCGUUCUAAAGAUAUAAAACAGCUAAAAAGAGGGAGGUAAUUCAUGGCACAUUCAUGAUUACAUGGAAUACUUACAGUAUUUUGGUCAAUUUAAGCAUUACUGGAACUUCCUUCCCGGGUGCAUUGAUUCCACAUAGCAACAUAGAAAGGAACGCUACACCUCGCGUCAACUUUUCCAAACUGAACAACAAAAACACAGCAGCAGCGGCAGCAGCUCCGUUAUGUCACGUUACCUUUCGCUGGUGGCCUGAGGCGCUGUGAGAGCGUGUGGCGUAACAACGUUAAUAACAAUCAUAAUAGCAACAAUGUUAAUAUGCAGGCCACAUUAUGCAAACGGGGCGUUGUUGGCGCUUUCUGGAGUUUUUUUCAGUCGGCUUUUUAGGCGGAAUAGCUGCGUCCCGUUACGUGCAUUCUUAGCAGCCUCUUUUUCAUCAAGUUUUGAUAUCUUCAGAACGAACAGAAAAGAGAAAGACGUGUGUUCGUGCGUCACGUGAUCUCACUUCGAAGUAAGAAGAUGGUGAUUCAUAUUUUUUGCAGAAUCUUGCGGCCCUAACUGAACUAACCAAACUCAUCGGCGGGUGUCGCGUCGCUACGAUGCCCCACCACACACGCACACAUCACUGUUCCAAAUUGAACUGAACUCUCCUGCUAUGUGAAAAUGUGGCUUUUACGUAAACAUCCAUCAGAUCGGAUAGAUCAGCCCAGGAUGCUGACCUCCUGGCGUCCCGCACAAACACAUGCAUCAAGCAGACACGAUGCAAACACCAAGAUAAUGAAAACCUUCUGGGGUCUGACGGCAGGUUGCUGCGCACGUUCACCACGCAUGAUGACUGAAGCACUUUCUCUCCAACCGCACAUAAAGCCCUCACCCCGCAGCACGUGACCACGUAUGGCCAACCCGUACCACCGAAGACGCCACGCUUGCCUCAUAAUCAUGUGUUACCUUUAUAACGAUCAUAACGUAGAUCUGUAAGGACUUAUACACUGAAGAAGAUUAUACUGCCUCUGAAUGUAUGUUCAUGCUGAAUAUAUGCUGUGUCAAACAUGCCUGCCGACUGGUCCUUUCCAAACUGCAGCACGGUGGACGUUGCAAGCGGGACAAUGAAGCACGAUGAGCAGAAGUGCUGAAACGCACACGCUAUUCACAUCUGUGCUGAUAGGCGCCUGCAGGCGGCCUCUUGGGAUGCUCACCGUUAUUUCAGUCUGGAACCACUUUAGAAUAAAAGCACAAGAUUUGUUCCGUUUUUUUUUUUUUACCCACGCAGAGAACACACUCCUGGACACAAAAAAUGUCCCAAAAAUGGCCCCCACACUUGGUAUAAUUGGACAAUGUGUGUGUGUGUGUGUGAGUGCACACAAGGUCCUUUGAAGUGCCCCCGAUACCAGCAUGAUCACCUCAAUAGAGUGACUGUCAUGCCGUCAUGCGGUGUGCCAACCACAGACAGCAGUUUGGUUUUUGGACGAUGCAAGGAAGCCACUCGCUAGUCGAGUCUGCGUCGGGUUUGCGAAAGAACAGAAAUGCAGACCACGUGGCACGAGCUUUUUUCUGCAUCUGUUCCUAUCGAAAUUACGCAGGCACACAAGCUAUGUUCUUUGGAUGACAUCGGUUCCUUUUGAAUUCCCACACUGCAGAACAAAGUGUUUGUAAGCGCUCCCGAGAUGGUUGAAAUCAGGUGGGAGGUGGCCACACCGAUGGGGGAAUAAAAGUGUGCGUGUGUGUGUGUGUGUGUGUGUGUGCGCGUGAGGCUUAGAAAGAGACUGACACCAGGAUUUGACCACGUACUGUCAACAUACAUCAACAUGAGUGGAAGAAACCCAAUACGCUACUGCAAUAAAACACGCUGACACUGUGCUCAUUUGUGCUGAUACCAAGGACAGACUUUUCGAGGCUCUUUUCGUGCCACAGAGUGGAAAAAAAAAAUAAGUUUCAUGAGCUUUCAGUCGAGUUUUAACACGGCGGACUAUUUCAUUAUCACAGUAACAUUUUCCAAAGGUGUGCGGCAGUGAUGUACGGUCAGAGGAGGGCCUGUCAUCAUGGAAACACAUGCACAGUAAAUUUCCCCGCUGUGGGAUAAAUAAAGUACAUACAAUACAAUAACUAAAAAAGCAUUGUGAUUUACAGCAUAAAUAUUAGUCCUACAUUUAUUUUAUGUGCAUAUUUAGAUUCAUUCACCAUGAAAACAUACCAUGAAAGGGUUUGAAUGACUUCAAAAAUGUAACAAUGUUAACAUGCUAAUGUUAGCAUGCUAACAACUACCAUUGUUUGUAUAAGUGCCUACCUCUAAAAAUGCUAAAAAUGUCAGUGUAAUUAUGUUAGCAUGCUAACAAGUAUGAUAGCGUUAGGUGUCUGCUUAAGCUCGUUAGCAUUCUAGCAAUGCUAACAUACUAAUGUUAGCAUGCUAACACCCAGCAUAAUAGUGUCUACCCAUGAAAAUAGCAAAAAAUGCUAGUAUGCUAAUGUUAUCAUGCUAACACCUAGCAUGAUAGCGCAAUGUAUUGGGAAGGCUAAAUGUCCUGAGUGCUCUGACCUUUUUUUGUGUGGAGUUAUAUGCACAAAUCCUGAAAUUGGUCCUACCACGCAAUGUUCGAUAAUCCUUUAAAAAAUUCCUGAAUCCAGACGCUGAUCCGGAUCACCCUUUCCAUUGAUGCUAACAACGUGUGCCACUCAGUGCAGCAGGAACACUCCAUUUCUGUCGGCAUGGCUUGGAAAGCUCCACAUUUACACCACCAAGUCGUGCGGGUGUAAUGCCUUCCCCCCCCGUUUUGCUCUCUUCUCGCGGGCUCAGCUUCUAAAACCUGUGGCUCAUCCUCCGUACAUUUAGUCCCAAAAAGAUAAGGUUAUGGAUCCUCAUUUGUUCAAAAGUAGUGGUCUGCGGCGGCUCUCACCAAGUCUGCCAUGAUUAGUAGUUACUUUCUAUGCCGCUAUUGCCGACGGAGGUAGCGUUAGUUCCUAACAAAGGGCUCUGUGAUAUCAAUGCACCAGGAAAGCAAUUCGUUAAUGUCUAAGAUGACCAAAGUACGGAAAAAAUAAUGGAAGUAUUACAUGUUAUCACAAAGACCUUCGGGAAAACACUCUGCGGCCUGAUGAGAUAAAAGCUGAACUUUUUGGAAGGUGUGUGUCCCAUUACAUCUGGCCUAAAAGUAACGAAAAAGAAAAGAAAAAUCCCAACAGUAAAAUAUGGUGGUGGUAGUGUGAUGGCCUGAAGACUUGCUGUGCUAAAUGGAACCAUGUAAGUACUACAUGUUGUACUUACUUAUACUUCAGGGCUUAAAAUAAAUGCAUCAAUUAAUUACAU